Equus caballus (horse) is the source of this 1530-nucleotide messenger RNA. It is a transcript of the gene HSD17B14, whose product is annotated as hydroxysteroid 17-beta dehydrogenase 14. NCBI's taxonomy places the organism in Eukaryota, Metazoa, Chordata, Mammalia, Perissodactyla, Equidae. The record is from RefSeq and is a predicted model, not a curated record. Gene Ontology annotation, cellular component: cytosol. Gene Ontology annotation, molecular function: estradiol 17-beta-dehydrogenase [NAD(P)+] activity. Gene Ontology annotation, biological process: steroid catabolic process.
GUAGGUCUGAGCGAGGAGGGAGCUGGGGGCCUCAUUUGCUGGGUCUGAGGGAGGAGAGGGCCGGACGCCGUGAAUCUUGGUUCUGAGGGAGGAGGGCAUUGGGGUCCCGGACUCCUGGGUUUGAGGGAGGAGGGGGUUGGGGCCAAACUUCCAGGCUUCUGGUCUUCCUGGCAACGCCCCCCCCAGGGCCGGGCUUCCAGGGUCCAGCCCCUAUUUGUGGUUCGGCCUUCCCGGACUUUGGAGGUGGAAAGAAGCGCAGAGUGAGCGACAGAGGGAGAGACAGACUGAGGCAGAAUGGCCACGGGAACGCGCUAUGCCGGGAAGGUGGUCGUGGUGACAGGGGGCGGGCGCGGCAUCGGAGCCGGGAUCGUGCGAGCCUUCGUGGAAAGCGGGGCCCAAGUGAUUAUCUGCGACAAAGACGAGUCUGGGGGCCGGGCCCUGGAGCAGGAGCUUCCUGGAACUGUCUUUCUCCUCUGUGACGUGACUCGGGAGGAAGAUGUGAGGACUCUCCUUUCUGAGACCGUCCACCGUUUCGGCCGCCUGGAUUGUGUGGUCAACAACGCUGGCUACCAUCCACCGCCGCAGUGGCCCGAGGAGACCUCUGCCCAGGGCUUCCGGCAGCUGCUGGAGCUGAACCUGCUGGGGACGUACACCUUCACCAAGCUCGCCCUCCCCCACCUGCGGAAAAGCCGGGGGAACGUCAUCAACAUCUCCAGCCUCGUCGGGGCCAUUGGCCAGUCCCAGGCGGUGCCCUAUGUGGCCACCAAGGGCGCAGUUACAGCCAUGACCAAAGCCUUGGCCCUGGAUGAGAGUCAAUAUGGCGUCCGUGUCAACUGCAUCUCCCCAGGAAACAUCUGGACCCCACUGUGGGAGGAGCUGGCAGCCUCAACGCCUGACCCCGCCGCCACCGUCCGAGAGGGCACCUUGGCCCAGCCCCUGGGCCGCAUGGGCCAGCCAGCUGAGGUGGGGGCUGCCGCCGUCUUCCUGGCGUCUGAAGCCAACUUCUGCACAGGGAUCGAGCUGUUUGUGACCGGGGGUGCGGAGCUGGGGUAUGGGCGCAAGGCCAGGCGGGGCACCCCAGUGGAGGCCCCCACCAUGCCUUCCUGAUUGCGUACAUUUCCACUUGGGCCUCACUGACUAGGACUCUCCCACCCCAAACUCAGUCUCCCAAAUUCCAGCCUCUACCCGCUGCCGCUCAGGUGCACCUCCGGAUGUUACCACUUCCCAUGUGCCAAUCCACCCCACAGGGCCCCAUAAAGCAAUUUGCAGCCCGGAGGAGGAGGGCAUCAUUCCAUUUACUUUUCACCCGUUAUGGGUCCUGCCACACCAGGACCCCGCCCCACGCGCUCCCACGCGUGGCCUCCACCCAAGGGACUUCAACUCCCGGCAGGCCUUGCAGCAGGAGCCGGUCUCCAGGGGUUCCUGGGAAAAGUAUUGCUGGUCGGCUUUGGCUGUGCGCUAAUUAAAAGGCCCGCAGGGAAGAGUACAUUAAACUCUAAUUAAAAGAUAAUGGAGGAAUUGACGCAAAAA